Messenger RNA from Caenorhabditis angaria, 1323 nucleotides. The record is from the annotation of a GenBank genome assembly. Lineage: Eukaryota; Metazoa; Nematoda; Chromadorea; Rhabditida; Rhabditidae.
AUGAAUUACGAGUUGGAACAAUCUCCGCAACAUCAACAACCACACGAUUUGCGACUUGUUGAUUUGGUAGGAUGCCCGGAAUGUGGGCGAAGUUAUCUGCAGAAGAAUAUCUAUCGACAUCUCUGGAAUCAACAUAAUUGGAGCCGAGAGGAGUGCAAACAACUCAUAACUGUAAUUAAAUCCGAGAAAAAAGUGAUGAAUGGCACGCAAAAUACAUAUACGUGCGAUAUUUGUUGUGUUGCGUUCAAAACUGUUUGGGCGAUGAUGAAACAUCGGAGAAUAUGUCUGGCACAUCAGCCAGAAUCUAAAAGAUCUUUAUAUCAUUCAACAUCGAAAAUGGAGAUGAUUGAAGAAGAUGAAAUUAUUGAUCCAGUUUAUAUUGAAGAAGAAGAAGAAGAAAUUGUGAUAAAUCAACCGUCAUCUUCAACAGAACAAUCGCAAGCUCUUGAUGAACAAAUUCCAAAAACCAUUGAAAAAGUUGUCAGCCAACCGAAAAUCCAAGAUCCCGACAAUUUCCGGGUUUCCACGGUUACAUCACGUUUCCGUCAAUCCACAAUUGCAUGUCCACUUUGUAAGAAAAACCUCGAAACAAAUGACGAAUUGGUUCAACAUUGCCAUUUGGAACAUGAAACCGAGGAGACAAAAUAUCAGCUUGAACAACAAGUUUUUCCAGAUAAACAGAGUUUUAGAGUGAGUAAUUAGAUACUUGAAUACUCCUUUAAAUAACAUUUAUUGAUUUUUUAGGAAUGGUUUGAUCAACGACAGGAAGAUACCUGUACUUCUCUUACAAAACGAACUGGACAUGGCGGAGAAACAUUUUAUCGCUGUCAUAUGGUUGGAAAAUAUUCAAGUGUUGCCAAAAAGCGAAAAUCGAAUCCAAGGAAACUUGACCAGUGUUGCACGGCCUUUCUCAAAGUCUACCUUCAUCCCGAUGGUUCGAUCUACGCUUCCGGUUGUUUCAGUCACAUUGGCCAUGAGCUCAACCACAAAUUGCUUUGGUUUACGGAAUCGCAAGAGAAUUAUGUGAGGGAAUUGUUGGAUUUGGGUUGGAAUGCGGAUCAAAUUUAUUUCUAUAUUCGCGAUGAAUAUGAGAAUUAUGAGUGUAAAUUGAAAUAUAUUUCGAAAAAUGAUAUACGAAAUAUAUCUGUGAGACAUGAACGAUUGAAGCGGAAAAAGCAAGAAGAUCCAAACUCGUAAGCAUUUUUUGUUUGGUUUAAAAAACUAUUUUUUUCCCUUUUCAGAUCCCCCAAAGUUUUCGAAGAAGACGAAGAGGAUGAUGAUAUUAAUGCUCAAAAACUUCAUGAAAAUCAUCAAAAUCAAUAA